This is a messenger RNA of Paecilomyces variotii, 1776 nucleotides long. RefSeq lists its product as hypothetical. Lineage: Eukaryota; Fungi; Ascomycota; Eurotiomycetes; Eurotiales; Thermoascaceae. The transcript has 2 exons. Bases 163 to 1290 code for a protein of 375 amino acids. The record is from RefSeq and is a predicted model, not a curated record.
UUACUCGACACAGUCUAGGCGCCUACGGGGAAUUUCAGCACAGUAUGAAGCAACGUCCCUUCAAUCUCGCAACUUCGCCAUCUACAACCUUGGGAUUUUCCAGGCACAGGUUCGACCUGUUAAUGCCGUAUAUCUUAUGAAAGACUUUUGAUAAGUAAGAGGAUGGCUGCCGUAGAACUGCAAUUGUUAUUACGAUUCCUUUCCCAGGAUGCAAAGGUACCGCUGGCGGUGGCAAUGAGCAAAGUGAAAGAGCUCCAGAAAGCCGGUCUCAGCAAUCCUGAUGAAAUUGGGCGAUCCGAACUACAGACACUCCAGACGAUCUUCAAAGAUGACAAAACAGCCAAGAAGGUGCUGAAUGCUGCGAAACGCAACUCCAAGAAACGCGCAGCGCCAAGUAGCUCAGACACUACACCAACCAAGAAGGCAAAGAAAGAUGAUCCUGACGCUGAGACAACACCUUUUCAGACUGAAUCUAACCUCUCUCUCCCGGACUCGUCGGCGACGGAGGAAGAGCUGUCAGAGACAGUAGUACUCACAAACAGAGCACCGCUUGUCCUUGCAUUUGCAGUGACUGUGCUCAAGUAUACAAUGCCUGAGCAGCCCAUCUCAAGCAGGCUGAGUCUCGCGCAAGCUGUGGUUAGUGCCAACAGUCGCAGCAAAGCCGUCAGUCUGGGCCUUGAGAGUGGGAACAGUGCAGAAGAAGAAGGUUGGGGAGAGGGGUUACCAGUGGUGAAAGUUUUGGGAAGAGCGAUUAGAGUAUUAAAGAGAUGGGACUAUAAUCCCAUGGAUGGAAAGCCGGAAGACGGAACUACUUCUGUCUCUGACAUCCGCCCAUGCCCCGGGGAUUCUCAAAACACCGCCCGGGAAGAUUCCGGGGAGAUGCCUCCUCUCUGGGGCGUGGACCUGGAAGCCAUACGAAAAUCCAAUGCUCAGGGUAAAAGAGUGGAUUCACAAAUACAUACGGCGGAUGCCGCACGAGCAUACCUCAUGAAGGCGUUUUCUUUGCAUAGGGAAUCCAACGGCGAAAGGAAGGAGUCCUUAAGCAAGAAGUCCAAUGCUUCCCUGGCCAAAGAGAGGGAAGAGUCUCUUGGCCUCGUCCUACGUGCCAUUGAUCUCCUAUGUGAGUCAUGGGCUUCAACCCUCAGCACCGAGGAAUUGGACAGACGUGCCUGGGCCUGGUACUUGCGCGUCAGGCCGGAUGUCCAAAGUGGCACAGCUGGCUGGGGGGAGAAAGGCCAGGUCAGGCUCUCUGAUAUACUAAGGUUGCGCAGGGAAGUACCGAGCACCUGAACAUUUCUGUUCAAGAGUCUACAUUGUGCUUGCAUCAGCUAUCUUUCCUGGGUUCUACUCCAGCUAUGCAUGCGAAACUAUCAGCGGGAUACCUGCUCUGUAUGCUCUACAGUCGAGGCCCCUUGUUUGUCUGCGAUGCUGGUGCCUCGUUCCAGCUCAAGCGGUUUCUCAGCUGGAUGGUGGACGUUCAGAUCGGUGUCCCGAUGGAGAUCCAUGCUCUCUUUAUUGAAGAAGUUCACAUAGAUGGGGAAGACCCAAGCCAAGAUAUAGCCCAUCAUGGGAAUAGCAAGGGCAACAUGAGCAUUACGGUUAGUCUGCAGGAUAAGAGCAAUCAGUAGAUGGCUUUGGCGGGCAGGGUUGAAUUAGGUCCUGUACUUACAACCACAGCUCCCAUCAUAGGAGGAAAGACAGUACCUCCAGAGAUUGCUGCCACGAGAAGCGAGCCUCCUCGUUUCGUGUGACGCCCAAGACCUCGCAGGGCCAAAG